Lachancea dasiensis is the source of this 465-nucleotide messenger RNA. NCBI's taxonomy places the organism in Eukaryota, Fungi, Ascomycota, Saccharomycetes, Saccharomycetales, Saccharomycetaceae. The record is from the annotation of a GenBank genome assembly.
AUGAUUAUACUGACACUCUUGCUUGGUCAAGUGUGUCUUAAACGGGAUAUUGAUGUUCUAUUUGAUAAAAACAAUUUUCUAGUAGUGAAAAAUCAAACUCAAACAAAGUCGAACAACAAAUUUAACGCAUCUCUAAAGGCCGCCAUGUCGGGUCAUUUUGCUCGCUUAGUGUCUAGAAGAUCUCUGACAACAUCUCGAAUCUUGUUGCAACAGGUAAAACCAACUUCCCAGCCUGUUGUUUCCAGUUGUCCAGCUGGCACCCCAUUGAACUUGCAAAUUAAAAAAUCUGGCAAGGAACCGGUAGCUCUCGAAGACCACGAGUAUCCAGAAUGGCUAUGGAGUGUCCUGGACUCUAAAGCACAGCUCCAGAAACUAGAACAAGACCCUUUGAAACUUCGCAGAAAACAACUACGGUCUGCUAAUCGCGACAAGAUUAAGCAGAACAAUUUCUUAUCAGAAAUAUGA